Molecule: messenger RNA, 620 nt
Organism: Lactuca saligna
Lineage: Eukaryota; Viridiplantae; Streptophyta; Magnoliopsida; Asterales; Asteraceae
Source: the annotation of a GenBank genome assembly
AUGUGUUUCGCCAAAAAUAGGAAUCCAUCCACAAGACGUCAAAUUCUGACAGAACUGGCUAACCCUCAAGAAGCUCUGGAGGAUUCCAGCAAUAAGAGCGUGGUGCUCCAGCUCUACCAUGCCCUAAGCUGCCGCGACGUCGAAACCGUCCACAAGCUCUUAGCUCCUGACCUCGAGUGGUGGUUCCAUGGCCCUCCGUCUCACCAGUAUAUGAUGCGAUUGCUCACCGGAACCGACAACGACAACACCGACUCCUUCGAAUUCGUUCCUCUUUCCAUUGACGCGUUUGGAUCUACCGUCAUCGUCGAAGGCUGCGAUCAGGAUCGCGAAAUCUCCUGGAUCCACGCCUGGACGGUUAACUCGUAUGGCAUAAUCACUCAGAAAUUUAAAUGAACAUCCGACAAAAAAGCAGAUGACGAUGACUAGCUUGCUUUAGUAAUGCGGAUGGAUUUUAUUUUAGAAAAGUAAAGAGGAUGUGAAAUGACAAUUUAUGGUAUUUUGCAAUGUUUUUGUCUGAAAAUAUUUGUACCCAAUUUCUUUUAGUGUUGUUUCAGACUUUCAGUCCAAUAAAAAAAUGUACAGAGAAAACUUUUGUUCCAGGGGUUGCAAACCGAUCAAAC